Lodderomyces beijingensis is the source of this 1221-nucleotide messenger RNA. The record is from the annotation of a GenBank genome assembly. Lineage: Eukaryota; Fungi; Ascomycota; Pichiomycetes; Serinales; Debaryomycetaceae.
AUGUGUUUUAAACCGUCCACCGUAGGCUCUGUCGCCUCUAGAACUGUUCUGAGUGAACGCAGAGUGCAAGAUGAGGUUGAAAUCGCGCGUGAAAUAUUUCAAACCACACGCGUCGUCACCAUCUCAGUUGCAACCAAGCCCCACCCAAUGACAUCAAUCUCAGUAUACAGCAAGCUCCAGCCUGAUAAGUCCCACAUUUACAAACUCAUCCAGCUCCCCAAUGACCUACUUGAGAAACUACCCACUUCACUCCAGUUGAAAUCGAAUUUCAACGGCGAUGGAUUAGUGUUGUGCACCCAAGACGAGACGUUCCGCGUGAGGCAGAACAACCACUCCAACACCGUCUUGCUCAUGCGCGAGCUAAAUACAUGCGAUCAUGGAGUUAGAGAUGGAGAUGGACAGGUGGAAGGUGAUGCCAUGGUUGGGUUUGCGCUGUGUCAUUACGAAUACGAAGUCACGCCCACUGUACCCAGCAUCGACCUAGCUUCGCGUGUGCCCCUACUCCACCACCGUGAUGUCAUCGCGGGCAAAUACGCGGGUGAUGAAAAGCACGGUAGUGUGAGCAAGAUGGAGUUGAUGCGGUCGAGCUGUUCUUCCAGUGGGCAGUUUGAAAUGUUGUGGACUGAGUUGGCGCUAUGUCUGAUUGACUCCCAUGUGUUUCAAAUGGCGCGGGACUUGCGCGUGGCGGUAUUGCACGAUCUCAUCACUUACAAAUUAUCUUACCCUGAUGUGAAGUUAGAGGAUGCGAAGUUGGAGUGGGGUGGGGAUAUGGUGAAGACGGUGCUUGACAAAUACACCACGAGGACGCGCGAGGGCGACCGCGUGUUGAAUGACCAUUUGAUCGUGGUGGAGUUUGGCGUGGUGGCGUUGAGCCAGGCGCACACGCAUAAGACGGGCGACUUGAUGAUCAAUUGGAAGUUGAGCUUGCCGCAAUUUUACUCCCCCAGCUUGGAUUUGAAAAUGUUGCGUGGUCAUUACGUUACGUCACUGAAUGGAGGCGGUGAUGAGUAUGUUACCUAUGUUGAUCCGGAGUCGUUGAGCCGCGAUGUGGGUGUCAGGAUCAAGCAGCUUCUCGCUGUGCAGGCUAGUUGGCCCUAUGAUGAGUUUGUCAGUUUCUUGGAGGGCGUUGUGCCUGGUGGCCGCAAGGUUGAUGCGGUGGUCAUCAAGUUUGCCCGGAAGAAGAAAGUUGGCCGCGAUAAGUUUGUCGUUGUUCCAAGGUGA